ACUUGGUUUGAUGAAAUAGUCUAUUUCAAAAUGGCGGGUGCAGUUGCAAAACUCGGUCAAACAAUAGUUGGAAGUGUACCAAAAGUUACUGCUUUUGCAAAGCCGCGUCUGACUACCUUCUGGCAAUAUGCAAGAGUUGAAUUAAGACCACCAACACCCGCUGAAAUACCUGAGGUAUCGAAAGGUUUAACACAGUUGAUCAAUAGCGCAAAGAGCGGUAAAUGGAAAAAAUUUACCGUCAAGGAGGCUACAGUGAACACUUUAGUAGGAAUAGAAGUGGCGAUGUGGUUUUUCAUUGGUGAAUGUAUUGGUAAAGGUUCUCUUGUUGGAUACCAGAUUCCAGGCGCAUGUCAUUUCGAUGCCGAAUUAUAG
Molecule: messenger RNA, 372 nt
Organism: Dimorphilus gyrociliatus
Lineage: Eukaryota; Metazoa; Annelida; Polychaeta; Dinophilidae
Source: the annotation of a GenBank genome assembly